Molecule: messenger RNA, 1580 nt
Organism: Halichondria panicea
Lineage: Eukaryota; Metazoa; Porifera; Demospongiae; Suberitida; Halichondriidae
Exons: 5
Coding region: 654-1016 (120 amino acids)
Source: RefSeq, a predicted model, not a curated record
AUGGACAAGUACCUAACACACUCUGUAUCUGAAGUUGCAUCAGUUGCAUGGACCCAUUAUACAACUACAGAGAGAGCAGAGCCACUGCUUGCAAGACUCCACUAUCAAUCAGAUCUCAAUAACCUCACUAAAAGUGACAAUCUCAAUGAACAAGAUUGAAGUAUAUACCGGUACCCACUGAUGACCAACCAAGCUCUGAAGAUAGACCAUUUGACCCCUACACGGCCCAGUCCCUAGUUUGUGAGCUCAACAACCAGGUGAUGAUGUCUCAAGCAUUAGCAGCAGAAGCCACGUUCAUUACACAGCAAGCUACAUUUGAGGUACAAGAUCAGCCCCUCCGUCCAGAGGAUGAAGUCAGAGAAAUGCAAGUCCCCCCCCCCCCGGAAAAUAUUACGAUAGAAACUAUUGUAUCACAAAACACCACACGACAGCAAAGUGAUGAAGUCAUAGCAAUGCAAGACAACUCUCUGCAGUAUUUGGCCGAAUAUAUGGUUGGAAAAUUUCCGUAUCGUGUGCUUGUGCUGCCAAGACAAGGUUCACAGAGGUCACCAGUAGAGCACAUCCAAUGGACACCACUAUAGACGAACCUUCACCCAAAGAUCCUACAAUGGAUACACUAUUAUCAUCCGACGCAAGGAGACCAAUUGUCAACGAUGUCAUUGCAAGUACUGCAGGUGAACAGUCCUGACCGUGUCUGGAUACAGCUGGCUGAGUACCCAGAGCAUGACCUGCAGCUAUCAGUUGCCAUGACCACCAGUGACCCCAACACUAUGAGCAGAGGCGAGUUGAUGGUUGGACUGUAUUGUGCUGUGCUUGUGAGUGUUGGAGGCACUCAAGAGAGAGAAGAGGAUGGCUUCUACAGGAGAGCUAGAGUGACAGAGGUCAAUCGACCACACUACAUUGGACAGGCUACACUGGAGCUGAUAGAUUGUGGCUCAACGAUGCACAGUGUGUCACUCCUCUACAAGCUCCCCCACGGACUGAGAGUGGGCGUGGUCCCUCCCCACGGCUAUUGACGGCCUCUACUCAACAUUCAAUCACGGAGAGGAAUGGUUCCCACUGGACAAACAGCUACUAUAGAAACACCUACGACACAAAAUGGUGUUUGCCAAGGUUACCAGGAAACCAUCCGGGCUACAAGUUGGUGUCGUUCACCUCUACUAUGAUCGUGUUGGCAAGAACAGAGUAACUAACCUGCUCCUCACUAAAGGACUAUACCUCAGCUCCACCUCUCUGCUAGCCAAGACCACACCCACACCUUAAACCACCCCCUCACAAGCAGUGACCAAUCCCCCACGAUCAUUACUAUUUUGGUUCAGUUACCUCCUAAAGAACAAAACAAUCUUAUCUUCUCACGACCCUCAAAACAGAAACUAUUUGUGCACUGAAGAGACAUCAUCAAUGUCAGCUGCACCAGCUAACUUGUUUAAUGGCCUCAAAGUGUCUACUUGAGAGUGGAGGAGUUCAGUCCUCGUGCAGUGUACACUAGUGGCAAGGCCUCGACAGCAGCUGGACUCACAGCUGCCGUGGUCAAGGACGAGGAGAGUCAUGAGUUUGUUAUAGAGGCUGGCACUCUCAUG